AUGAAUAAGUAUCCAUAUAGUGUUUAUUUGGCAGCUGGUACUCAAGCAGCAUAACCAACUAAAAAUUAAAUAUACUUAUUAAAAUUAUCAAAAAUGCAUAAAACUAAAUAUGAUGAUGAUGAAGCAUCUUAAUCAGAAGAAGAUAGUGAAGAUGAUAAUCUUAGUAAUGAUGAAGAAGGUUAAGUACAUUUGAGUAGUGUUACAGGAUUAAAAUGUGGAGUAAAUAGAAUUAAAACUAUGAAUGGUUAAGCAAUUGCUGCUUAUUGGAAUGAAAAUGGAGAUGUUAAUAUUUUAGAUCUUAAUCCAUUAUAUAAAAAACUUUAAUCUAAUUAAUAAUCUUAAUUUAAUUUAUCACAAUUACAUCAUAAAGUAUUCAAAAAUUAACAUGAAGGAUUUGCAUUAGAUUGGAGUCGUUUAAAAGUAGGUGAUUUAUUAAGUGGUUCAGUUGAUGGUAAAAUUUAUUUAUAUCAAUUAAAUAAUAAUGAUUGGAUUAGAGAAAAUAAAGCUUAUGAAUAUCAUAAAGGAAGUGUUGAAGAUAUAUAAUUCUCACCAAUUGAAAGUUUUGUAUUUGCUUCAUGUUCUACUGAUGGAUCUCUAUGUAUUGUUGAUACAAGAGAAGGAAAACAUAAAUAAGCUUAGAUCUUGGUUAAAGCUCAUAAUUGUGAUGUUAAUGUAAUCUCAUGGAAUCAAGUAUCAGCUACUCUUGUUGCUACAGGAGCUGAUGAUGGAUGCUUUAAAAUAUGGGAUUUAAAAUAUCCUAAAAAUGAUGCCAUUUCUGAAAUUCAAUUCCAUAAUAAAGCCAUUACAUCUAUAUAAUUUUAACCAAAUAGUGAUUCUAGUAUAGCUGUAUCAUCAGAAGAUCAUAAAUUGUCUAUUUGGGAUUUUGCUGUUGAAAAUGAAAAUAAUAAUGAAGAAGAUGUACCAGAUUAAUUAAUGUUUGUACAUUAAGGAUAAAAAGAUCUUAAAGAAUUAAAAUAUCAUCCUGUUUAUUAUGAAAUGAUAGUGAGUACUUCUGCUAAUGGAUUUAAUGUAUUUAAACCAACUUUAGAUGAAGAAGAAAAGAAAUCAGAAUAAUCUGAAGAAGAUUAAGCUUAAAUUCCUGUUAUUAAAGAGGAAGAUCUAAAUAAAUAUUUUUAAUAAAUGUCUAUAUAAUGA
Molecule: messenger RNA, 1155 nt
Organism: Paramecium pentaurelia
Lineage: Eukaryota; Ciliophora; Oligohymenophorea; Peniculida; Parameciidae
Source: the annotation of a GenBank genome assembly